AGGAGCGUUAGUCAAGACAAGCAGUAACAAUAAGUAACCAAAAUUAAAAGCCAUAAGCAAAGUCAGAAAAUGUUCCGCUUAUUGUGUUUCUGUGUAUUUCUAGCCUUCUCUCAUGGUUAUGCUAUACCAGUGGCGCCAUUGCACACCGUUGCCGCACCGAUACCAGUGCCUUACCUUAACCAUGCGUACGGCUAUGGAGGACACGGCCUUGGCCAUGGAUUUGGUCACGGAUUCGCUAAGCCGCUUGGACACCACAUACUGAAGAGAUCACCGCAUUUCGUCGAACCAUUGGCGCAUAUUGGCCAUUUAGCCCCAGUAGCUACGCACUUGACAGGCUUGGCUCCAUUGGCGGUUUCCCAUCAAGAACGAGUGGAUGUGCAUUCAGCGCCAGCAAUUGUUUCAUCAAUUGUGCCUAUUGUGAAGGAAGUUGUUGCUCCGGUCUUAGCUGCUCCCAUACUGCAUAAACCAUUCGGACAUUAUGGCGCAGGCGCUUACGGGUCGUUCCACCCUCAUGUAGGACAUUAUUAGGACGGAUUAUGUGGUGAACUUUUCGCUA
Molecule: messenger RNA, 556 nt
Organism: Colias croceus (clouded yellow)
Lineage: Eukaryota; Metazoa; Arthropoda; Insecta; Lepidoptera; Pieridae
Exons: 1
Coding region: 70-528 (152 amino acids)
Source: RefSeq, a predicted model, not a curated record